Molecule: messenger RNA, 1276 nt
Organism: Populus euphratica (Euphrates poplar)
Lineage: Eukaryota; Viridiplantae; Streptophyta; Magnoliopsida; Malpighiales; Salicaceae
Product: annexin D2-like
Exons: 5
Coding region: 60-1112 (350 amino acids)
Biological process (GO): response to water deprivation; response to cold; response to salt stress
Cellular component (GO): cytoplasm; plasma membrane
Molecular function (GO): phosphatidylserine binding; calcium-dependent phospholipid binding; calcium ion binding
Source: RefSeq, a predicted model, not a curated record
AAUCACUUUUUUGGCAUUGAAAUAACUUUUAUUUAAUUUUCUUUAAUUCUUUCCUUUUCAUGCGCUAUAAAACAAGCUUGGAGGUCAUUAUGUCACCCAUCGUUUCCGAUUCUUGGCAAACAAUAAAACGGAGAGUGAAAACAGAGUGGAGAGUGAAAACAAUGGCGUCCCUUAAAGUUCCUGCUUCUGUUCCUCCUCCUUAUGAGGAUGCUGAGCAGCUUAAUAAAGCUUUUAAAGGAUGGGGUACAAAUGAGGGAUUGAUUAUCUCCAUCUUGGCUCAUAGGAAUGCUGCACAACGCAACUUAAUCCGACAGGUUUAUGCUGAAGCUUACGGGCAAGAUCUCCUUAAAGAUUUGGACAAGGAACUGUCUAGUGACUUCGAGAGGGUCGUGUUGCUAUGGACACUGGAUCCUGCUGAGCGUGAUGCAUAUUUGGCCAAUGAAGCCACAAAGAGGUUCACUUCAAGCAACUGGGUUUUAAUGGAAAUAGCUUGUACUAGGUCCUCACAUGACCUUUUUAAGGUGAGGCAAGCAUACCAUGCUCGUCACAAGAAAUCUCUUGAGGAAGAUGUUGCAUACCACACAACUGGAGACUUCCGCAAGCUGUUGGUUCCCCUUGUAAGUGCAUUCCGAUACGAGGGAGAAGAGGUGAACACGAUGUUGGCAAAAUCAGAGGCUAAGACACUUCAUGAGAAGAUCUCAGAUAAAGCUUACAGUGAUGACGAAAUUAUCAGGAUUCUGACUACAAGAAGUAAGGCACAGCUUAAUGCAACACUUAAUCACUACAACAAUGCAUUUGGAAAUGCCAUCAACAAGAACUUGAAGGAAGAUGCCGAUAACGAGUUCCUUAAAUUACUGAGAGCAACAAUUAAGUGCUUGACCUACCCUGAAAAAUACUUUGAGAAGCUUCUGCGGCUGGCCAUCAAGAAGAUAGGGACAGAUGAAUGGGCUCUUACUAGAGUUGUAACCACCAGGGCAGAGGUUGACAUGGAACGUAUUAAGGAGGAAUACCAUCGCCGAAACAGUGUUACUCUUGCUCAUGACAUUGCUGGAGAGGCUUCUGGAGAUUAUGAGCGAAUGCUUCUUGCCUUGAUUGGCCAUGGAGAUGCUUGAGCCAUUUCUUGUGGAUGCGGAAGAGUUGUGCUUUGUAUGAAUGUUGUUUGUGUUGCUUUUGCCGGACACAAUCUUCCUGACGUGAGCUAUUUCUGAGUUGUUUUUUUAUGUUACCAAAAUAAAAUUAAGCAUAUGGAUGGAAUUUCUUGCUAUUUCUGCACGAA